Molecule: messenger RNA, 993 nt
Organism: Amaranthus tricolor (Joseph's coat)
Lineage: Eukaryota; Viridiplantae; Streptophyta; Magnoliopsida; Caryophyllales; Amaranthaceae
Product: cucumber peeling cupredoxin-like
Exons: 2
Coding region: 233-856 (207 amino acids)
Cellular component (GO): plasma membrane
Molecular function (GO): electron transfer activity
Source: RefSeq, a predicted model, not a curated record
AACCCAAAUGAGGCGUGUCAAACAUCCAACAGCUAAAAAUUGUCCAACUUUAUAAAAAUUUAAUAUUCCCAUCUUUAUAUUUUUGGCUAUAAAUACCACAACACAUACUUCUAUUACAUAUUCAUUGAUCAACAUCCAACGCAACCAACCAUUAAAACUCUCUAGUCUCUACUAGAAAUAACCCAAAAAGAGAGCAGGGGCGACCCAAAAAAGGUGAAAAGAACACAAAAGAAUGGCAGGAAAGAAUGAAGCAUUAUUGCUGCUAGCAACACUGGUUAUUGCUACCAUUUUUGGGAUUUCUUCUGCUGCAACAUACACUGUUGGUGAUAAAACUGGAUGGACUAUUCCUUCUUCUCCUAAUUUUUACGCUCAAUGGGCUGCUAAACAAACAUUCAAAGUUGGAGAUGUUCUUGUGUUUAACUUUCCGGCAUCAGCUCAUACAGUAGCUGAAGUAUCCAAAGCAAACUUUGAUUCAUGUGGCACCAGCAACACUAUAGGCGCUGUUAAAACCACUGCCCCGGCUCGCUUCACCCUCAACAAGCCCGGAACCCAUUACUUCAUCUGCACCUUCAGCGGACACUGUAGUGCCAACCAAAAGCUCGCCGUCACUGUUACUGGUCCAUCAAGUACUGCUCCCGCUAUCUCCCCCACCCCUUCUGCUGGUGCCGUCAGCCCUACCACCCCAACCGCCGAUAGCCCAAGCACCCCAGCUGUUGGCGUCUCCCCAUCAGGAAACCCCGCCACUGAAGCUCCUUCCGCCACAUCAACCCCACCACCCAGUGGCAACUUCGCCGCCUCCACAAGUGUUGGGUUUUUGAGCUUGGUGUCAGUUGCGGUUGCAGCUUUGAUGGCCUAGGGAUAAAAUUUUGUAUUGUUGUUGGGCUUUGGAUGCUUUUUUUUUUUUAUUAUUAUUUUUAUUUAACCCCUAUUUUUAUUGUAUGUUAAUUGGUGGAUUUUGUUUUUUGUUCUUUUUUUUUUUGAGGUUUAUUGAUA